This is a messenger RNA of Striga asiatica, 315 nucleotides long. NCBI's taxonomy places the organism in Eukaryota, Viridiplantae, Streptophyta, Magnoliopsida, Lamiales, Orobanchaceae. The record is from the annotation of a GenBank genome assembly.
AUGUUUCUAAGAGUACAGGAUUCCGGCAAAAGGGAUCUUGUCCAGCAGACCGUCAAUUUGUGCAGAGAGAUGAGCGAGAAUCUAAGAGUAGGUGGAGUAGGGUCGGGUCGGGGCCGCAAGGCGUCGAGGCGGCGAGGGGUCGGAAGCGGCGGAGAGGGGUCGGAAGCGGCGGCGAGAGGUCAGAGGCUGUGUCUCAAAAACGGGGAGGCGGAUUUCACAGAGACAGAGGGCCGAGGCGGGGACGGUCCGACGGCGGCUUGUGGCUGGUGCCUGACUGGCGACUGCCUGGUGGUGGUGGGCUUAACCGGUUGGUGA